UUCGUUUUGUAAAUUUAUUAUUUAAUGAUUAAUAUCUACAAGUACAUUAAAAAUAUACUUAUCUGAUAUAAAUAAUGUAAUAUUUGAAUUAAAAUAAAGUAAAUAAUGUUUUCUAGAACUUUAAAUGUUUCCGCAAAUAUUUGCAAACCACCACUAUUCAAUCAAGUUUGGCUUCCACCUAAGAACGGUCGAUUGAUCCGUAAUUCAUUUCACAAUUCAAAAAGAGGUUCGCGGCAAGCUCUGAAACCUGACCCUUUGGAAAAUCUACAUAUUGAAACUGGCCCGUUACAUGCGAAAGGAUUAGUGAAACCGCUUAUUUUUACUGUGGGAGUCUCAGCAGUCAGUUUACUAGGCUGUGUAAUAUGGGAAUAUGAGAAUCUACGGGUUCACGCUUCUUCACUACUACGAAGACCAGGAACGUGGCUGACUGCACAGCAAAAAAAAAGUAAAUCAGAGCCUGGUCCAUUGAAAAAAUGGUGGAACUCACUACGGGAUAAUGAGAAGGUGUUUUAUCCAAUUUUAGCUGCUAACUUACUAGUAUUCGGAGCAUGGCGCAUUAGAGCUCUACAGCCUUUUAUGGUCAAAUACUUCUGUUCCAAUCCUUCAGGAGGUGCCGUAUGUCUUCCGAUGGUUCUUUCAACAUUCAGCCAUUAUUCACCAUUGCACCUGGCUGCCAAUAUGUAUGUUCUUUAUAGUUUCAUGCCUGCUGCUGUAUCUUCAAUGGGCAAAGAACAAUUUACAGCCAUGUAUCUCAGUGCCGGUGUCAUAAGCAGUUUUGCUAGUUUUCUUUACAAGGUUAUGCUAAAUCAACCAGGAUUAAGCCUUGGAGCAUCUGGUGCAAUCAUGUCAGUGCUGUCUUAUGUGUGUAUGCAAUACCCCGACACAAAACUAAGCAUCAUAUUUUUACCAAUGUACACUUUUGCGGCUGGUUCUGCAAUCAAAGUUAUAAUGGGAAUAGAUCUAGCUGGUGUUGUCUUGGGUUGGAAGUUCUUUGAUCAUGCUGCUCAUCUUGGUGGAGCUAUAUUUGGAAUUAUAUGGUGCCAAUGGGGUUAUUCUCACGUAUGGGGUAACAGAGACAAAUUCCUCCAGUAUUAUCACCACUUUAGAAAAAGCGAUCCCGGAAGGUAGCGAAGAAAAUCAAAAUGGCCAUUUAAAGUAUGAAUAUAAUUCGGUUGUUAACAACGGCGGUUUAUAUUGAACCAAUGGUUAAAAAUUAUAGAAACUUUUCAUUUA
Messenger RNA from Bombyx mandarina (wild silkworm), 1233 nucleotides. RefSeq names its product rhomboid family intramembrane serine protease rho-7 (gene rho-7). The record is from RefSeq and is a predicted model, not a curated record. Gene Ontology annotation, cellular component: membrane. Gene Ontology annotation, molecular function: serine-type endopeptidase activity. Lineage: Eukaryota; Metazoa; Arthropoda; Insecta; Lepidoptera; Bombycidae.